This is a messenger RNA of Cinara cedri, 1482 nucleotides long. Lineage: Eukaryota; Metazoa; Arthropoda; Insecta; Hemiptera; Aphididae. The record is from the annotation of a GenBank genome assembly.
AUGAACGGCGAAUGCAAAUUGGAUUACCGCGAAGCUGAUAUAACUCAUGCUGAACGAAUGAAAGAAGAAGCGAAUCUUCAUUUUUCUGCCAAACGUUAUGCAGAAGCAAUUGAUUUAUAUUCUAAAGCUAUUGCAAUGUGUGAGAGUUCGUCAACAAAACCACAUAAUUUCGCUGCAUAUUUUGCAAAUCGUAGCUUUGCUCAUUCUAAAACCGAAGCAUACGGCUAUGCUUUAGCUGAUGCAUCAAAAGCUAUACAACUUGAUCCUAAGUACUUGAAAGGAUAUUAUCGAAGGGCAACAGCGUAUAUGUCACUUGGUAAAUUUAAGGAAGCCCUAAAAGACUAUGAAGUUGUUGUAAAGGCUUUACCUUCUGAUAAAGAUGCUAAUCGUAAAUAUUCCGAGUGUAAUAAGAUGGUUAAACGAUUAGCUUUUGAAAAAGCUAUUUCUGUAGAAGAUUCUAAAAGUGUUUCUGAACAAAUAGAUAUUGAAUCAAUGAGUAUUGAAGAUGAUUAUAUUGGACCAAAUUUAGAUGAUGGAAGAGUUACACUCGAUUUCAUGAAAGAGCUUAUUAAAACUUACCGAGAUCAGGGUAAGUUACAUAAAAAACAUGCUUACAAAAUAUUGUUGGAUGUUAAAAAAUAUUUAGAAAAACAGCCAACUCUUGUUUACAUUAAUAUUAAACCUGGUGAAAUAUUUACAAUAUGUGGUGAUAUUCAUGGUCAGUACUAUGAUCUGUUAAACAUAUUUGAAUUAAAUGGUUUACCAUCAGAUACAAAUCCUUACUUAUUCAAUGGCGAUUUUGUUGACCGAGGAUCAUUUUCAGUUGAAUGUAUUUUUACUUUGUUUGGUUUUAAACUUCUUUUCCCUGAUAAGUUCUUUAUGUCUCGCGGUAACCACGAAAGCGUUACUAUGAAUAGAAUGUAUGGAUUUGAAGGUGAAGUUAAAUCUAAAUAUUCAGUUGAAAUGGCUAACUUGUUUACAGAAGUUUACAAUUGGCUUCCACUUGCCCACUGCAUCAAUAGACGUGUUCUUGUUAUGCAUGGUGGUUUAUUUUCUAAAGAUGAUGUUACAUUAAAGGAUAUUGAAAAUAUUUACCGAAAUAGACAGCCACCAGAAGCAGGCCCAAUGUGCGAUAUAUUAUGGUCAGAUCCCCAAGAUGCUCCAGGACGUUCUCCAAGUAAACGUGGUGUUGGUGUACAAUUCGGACCAGAUAUUACAAACAAAUUUAUCGAAUUAAACAAUUUAGAUUAUAUUAUCCGUAGUCAUGAGGUUAAAGCGAAUGGUUAUGAAGAAGCACACGAUUCCAAAUGUAUUACUGUGUUUUCUGCUCCAAAUUACUGCGAUACAAUGGGCAACAAAGGAGCGUUUAUCACACUCGAAGGACAAUGCCUUAAGCCAAAGUUUACAACAUAUACAGCUGUACCACAUCCACCUGUGAAGCCUUUGAUGUAUGCAAACUCGUUAGUAAACUUGUUUUGUUAG